AUGGCCAGUCUAAUUGCUAUACUCGAUCUCAAGGGAAAACCCCUCAUCCAGCGCUCGUACAAGGACGAUGUGUCGCCGUCACACAUUGAGCGCUUUCUCCCGCUCGUGCUCGACAUCGAGGAGGAAGGGCAGCAGGUCACGCCGUGUUUCUCGAGUCAGGGCAUCAACUAUAUGCAUAUACGGCACUCGAACCUCUAUCUGCUGGCGCUGUCGAAACGGAACUCGAACGCGGCAGAGAUUAUCAUCUUUCUGCACCGGCUGACGCAGGUGCUGGUCGAGUACUUCAAGGAGCUCGAGGAGGAGAGUAUACGGGAUAAUUUUGUGAUUAUCUAUGAGCUUAUGGAUGAGAUGAUGGAUUUUGGGUAUCCGCAGACGACGGAGAGCAAGAUAUUGCAGGAGUACAUUACGCAGGAGAGUCAUAAGCUGGAGAUUCAGGUGCGCCCGCCGAUGGCGGUGACGAACGCGGUGUCGUGGCGGACGGAGGGGAUCAGGUAUAGGAAGAACGAGGUGUUCUUGGAUGUAGUUGAGAGUGUCAAUCUGCUGGUCAAUGCGAACGGGAACGUGGUGCGGUCGGAGAUCCUGGGCGCGGUCAAGAUGAAGUGUUAUCUGAGUGGCAUGCCGGAGCUGCGGUUAGGGUUGAACGAUAAGGUCAUGUUCGAGAGUACGGGUCGCACAUCGCGGGGCAAGGCUAUCGAGAUGGAGGACGUCAAGUUCCACCAGUGCGUUCGGCUGUCGCGGUUCGAGAACGACCGUACCAUCUCCUUUAUCCCGCCCGACGGCGAGUUCGAGCUCAUGUCCUAUCGCCUUUCGACGCCCGUCAAGCCGCUUAUAUGGGUCGAGGCUGCCGUGGAGAGCCACAAGGGCAGCCGCGUCGAGUAUAUGGUCAAGUGCAAGGCCCAAUUCAAGCGGCGGAGCACGGCGAAUAAUGUGGAGAUAUAUGUGCCUGUGCCGGACGAUGCGGAUAGUCCAAAGUUCAGGGCUUCGACGGGUAGCGUGCAGUAUGCACCCGACAAGUCGGCGUUCAUCUGGAAGAUCAAGCAGCUCGGCGGAGGGAGAGAGUACCUCAUGCGCGCUCACUUUGGGUUACCGAGUGUUAAAAAUGGUGAUGUGGACAAGCGGGCUCCGAUCAGCGUGAAGUUUGAGAUUCCGUACUUCACCGUGUCUGGCAUCCAGGUGCGGUAUCUCAAGAUCGUGGAGAAGAGCGGGUAUCAGGCGCUGCCGUGGGUGAGGUACAUAACACAAAAUGGGGAUGACUAUAGCCUUCGUACGGCUCUCGAGAAAGGGAACGCGCCUAUAGCACCUAUGUAG
Coniophora puteana RWD-64-598 SS2 is the source of this 1308-nucleotide messenger RNA. Its product is annotated as clathrin adaptor mu subunit. Lineage: Eukaryota; Fungi; Basidiomycota; Agaricomycetes; Boletales; Coniophoraceae. Gene Ontology annotation, biological process: vesicle-mediated transport; intracellular protein transport. The record is from RefSeq and is a predicted model, not a curated record. Gene Ontology annotation, cellular component: clathrin-coated vesicle; clathrin adaptor complex. The coding region runs from base 1 to 1308 and encodes 435 amino acids. The transcript has 8 exons. Gene Ontology annotation, molecular function: clathrin-cargo adaptor activity.